AUGCUAACAGUAAAGUCCAUUUUGUCUCAGAUCCAACACCGAAAUUGGUUUGUGACCAUCGAUCUAAAGGAUGCAUACUUUCACAUCCAGAUCGUCAAGAGACACAGGAAAUUCCUCAGGUUCGCUUUCGAGUGCAAAGCUUACCAGUAUCGUGUUCUUCCGUUUGGACUGGCUCUGGCCCCUCGAACAUUUACAAAGUGUAUGGACGCAGCUCUGGCCCCAUUACGAGCAGUCCAUGUCCCGGGUCACCUGAACUCAGGAGCAGACUUGCUCUCGAGACAGAAGCUGGAGGACGGGGAAUGGAGACUUCACCUUCAAGUGGUGGAUCUUGUAUGGCAGCGGUUCGAACGAGCGGAAGUGGAUCUGUUUGCUUCGAGCACGACUACGCACUGCCCGCUCUGGUUUUCCCUGUCUCCCCCGUCUCCUCUAGGUCUGGAUGCUCUGGCCCACGAAUGGCCCAGAACCAGUCUGUUUAAAGCUGUUGCAGCUAAGAGCAAACUGGACCUUGUAAACCAGGGCUUCACUGAGUUCACUAUCGAGGACUUUCACAACACUUUCAUGGACUUGAUUGAGCUGUGUGAAAAGCAGCAAUCACUUGGUGAACUGCUGAGCUCCUUCAAUGACCAGAGCGUGUCUGACUACAUAGUGGUUUACCUGAGGCUUCUCACUUCUGGAUACCUGCAGCGGGAGCAUGUAUUCUUUAAGCACUUCAUAGAGGGCAGCCGUUCUGUCAAAGAGUUUUGCCAGCAGGAGGUGGAACCCAUGUCGAAAGAGAGCGACCACAUCCAUAUCAUUGCCUUGGCAAAAGCACUGAAUGUGCCCAUAUUAGUGGAAUACAUGGACAGAGGAGAGGGUGGAACAGUGAACAAUCAUGUCUUCCCUGAAGGAAGUGAGCCACGCAUCUUCCUGCUCUACCGCCCAGGCCACUAUGACAUCCUGUAUAAGUGAUACUCUGUAUAUUCUGUGGUUCCAUUGUGAAGAAACCAUCCCAGUUCUACAGCCAAGUUGAGUCAUACAUGUGUAUGCUAUGCUAUGAUUAAUCUUAAUAAAGUUUUCACUUCAGUUCUCCCUACAUUACAAAAUGAAUGAUUUUUUUUUUCAGUGCAAACAGAACUUGAAGCUCUUAAUCUCUUAAAAACUGACUCUGCAUCAAACUGCAGCAUUACGGUUGUACAGUAGGUUUUUUGUGGUUGUAAAUGUUAUCAACUUGCUUUUAGUGUUUUUCUUUUGUUACACUGCCUUUCAUGAGUUUUAUUAAAGGGAUUUACACCUCA
Molecule: messenger RNA, 1274 nt
Organism: Sinocyclocheilus rhinocerous
Lineage: Eukaryota; Metazoa; Chordata; Actinopteri; Cypriniformes; Cyprinidae
Product: ubiquitin thioesterase OTUB1-like
Exons: 5
Coding region: 1-948 (315 amino acids)
Biological process (GO): protein K48-linked deubiquitination; negative regulation of double-strand break repair
Cellular component (GO): nucleus
Molecular function (GO): ubiquitin binding; cysteine-type deubiquitinase activity
Source: RefSeq, a predicted model, not a curated record